This is a messenger RNA of Hippocampus comes (tiger tail seahorse), 1305 nucleotides long. It is a transcript of the gene bbs5, whose product is annotated as Bardet-Biedl syndrome 5. The transcript has 12 exons. Gene Ontology annotation, molecular function: phosphatidylinositol-3-phosphate binding. Lineage: Eukaryota; Metazoa; Chordata; Actinopteri; Syngnathiformes; Syngnathidae. Gene Ontology annotation, biological process: cilium assembly; intracellular transport. Gene Ontology annotation, cellular component: BBSome; ciliary basal body. Bases 144 to 1172 code for a protein of 342 amino acids. The record is from RefSeq and is a predicted model, not a curated record.
UUACUUGCCGUCUGUUGCCUUGGAGACUGUAGCUCGGCAGAAGCUUCUCAGAUUAGCAAAUCUCCUACUUAGCCAGUAACCACUCAUGUUUUAUCAUCGAUGAUAAUAACACAACGAAAGGCUCGUCUGACCACUUUUCAAACAUGGCAUCCGUUUUAGAUGCUCUUUGGGAGGACAGAGAUGUUCGUUUCGACAUAACCGCACAGCAGAUGAAAACUCGGCCUGGUGAAGUACUGAUAGACUGCUUGGACUCCAUCGAAGACACGAAAGGAAAUAACGGAGAUCGAGGACGACUCUUGGUGACAAACCUGAGAAUUAUUUGGCAUUCUUUGGCCUUGCCCAGAGUGAAUUUGUCUGUGGGAUACAACUCCAUCAUUAACAUCACAACAAGAACAGCAAACUCUAAACUUCGAGGGCAAACCGAGGCCCUCUACAUCCUGACCAAGUCUAACAACACAAGAUUUGAGUUCAUCUUCACCAACCUGGUGCCAGGAAGUCCCCGCCUCUUUACAUCCGUCAUUGCUGUGCACAGGGCCUACGAGACGUCUAAAAUGUACCGAGACCUGAAACUGCGAGCAGCGCUUAUUCAAAACAAGAACCUGCGACUUUUACCUCGGGAGCAAGUCUAUGACAAAAUCAAUGGCGUCUGGAAUUUAUCCAGUGAUCAGGGGAACCUGGGAACCUUCUUUGUCACCAAUGUGCGGAUUGUAUGGCACGCAAAUAUGAAUGAGAGCUUCAAUGUCAGCAUCCCUUAUCUCCAGAUUUGGUCUAUCAGAAUAAGAGAUUCCAAGUUUGGCUUGGCUUUGGUGAUCGAGAGUUCCCGGCAGAGUGGCGGCUACGUGCUGGGGUUCAAGAUUGACCCUGUGGACAAACUUCAAGAUGCUCUGAAAGAAAUCAACUCGCUGCAUAAGGUCUACUCGGCCAACCCCAUCUUUGGGGUGGACUACGAAAUGGAAGAAAAGCCGCUGCCACUGGAAGAAGUGACGCAGGAGCAGCCUCCCGAUGACGUGGAAAUCGAGCCGGACGACCAGACGGAUGCUUUCACUGCAUACUUCGCCGAUUGCAACAAGCAACAAGACCGCGAGCCCGUUUUUUCGGAGGAGCUUGGCCUCGCCAUUGAGAAACUGAGGGAUGGAUUUACGCUUCAGGGACUGUGGGAAGUCAUGAGCUGAAAUACUCCAUUAUUUACGUAUCAUGUCGAUGUACAUAUUGGGAUAACAGAAACCAGAUUUGAUAGUUCUUAUCGGUAAUUUAUGAUAUUUAUUGUGCACAUAGGUCUGUAUUAUGUACAUUUUUUUUUUUUUU